AUGGCCUCGGGGUGCGAACCUGGCGCCUGCUCGUCGCAGAGGCGACUGAUAGUGGACUACCCUUUCUUCGACGUCGCUCCGUACAUCCUCGUCGGGGCAGUCGGCGGCGCGCAGUUCGUCGUAGACUCUUCCGGCGACUUCUGCAGGGUAGGCUACCAGACGCCCGCAAUAACCACGCCGCAAGGCGUCGCAGGCUUCCCGCAGGAUGGCACGAAUACGCUAGUGCAGGCAAACAUGGCCUGCGGCAUCACGCCCAUAAGGUUCGUGUUUACCACUUCGGCGCUGUCGGCAUACAACGACACAGCCGAGACUGCGAGCAUGCAGAUCGUGAUCUCCUUAGCGGCGGCCUCCUUCAUCGAUUCGGACUCUUGCGAGUCCGUGCUGUUCGCCACUGGCGGUUUCCCGCGACUCAGCAGCUGUCUGUUUGCCGGCCAAGAGGCGAUCCUUACCCUGCAGACUCCGUUCACGCAGCAGCAGAAAUACUCGAUCACCAUAAAGGUGGUGUCGCCGUCAGAGAGGAAGAUGGCCUCGGAGAACAGUUUCGAGAUGGUCAUCAGAUUGGAGGGCAAAGACACGAUCGAGGGCACGAUCGCGCCAGUGGACAUGGUGGAUGUGGUAGAGAGCGCGAAGGACACUUCGUACCACGGUGGCUACAUCACCGCUCUCCUGUGGCAGCCCGACUCCGAGUACUCGCCGUACAUGGGCAGGUACACGAAGUUCUCGUUCGGGCUGAGGUCCUUCGGCAGGAUGAUCAUCAACCACCUAAUACAGGUCGUUGCGUACCCGUCCGACGUCUGGAGGUUCGGGGCGCCAGACACGGAUUGCGACAAUUACCAGCAGUCGGGGCUGGUAGGAUCCUCCUGCCAGUAUUGGUCGUUCCCUGGCGCCCUCGCCACGGAGUCGAACGGCUUCCAGAUCAGGGUGGGAACCACGCCUUUCCUCAACCUCGGCACGGAUUCUGCAAGGUCAUUCAGCAUGCUUCUCCAAAAUCCGUCUGUGCCCGUGAACGCCUAUUGGGUGGCCACGUCCUUCAGGUACGACAACUUCCAGCCGGUCCAGCCCUUCUCCGUAUUCAUGGACAAGCCCGUCGCCACCAUCGGAGCACCGUCGGGCUACGUGGCCGGCUGGGAGCUCGCCGCUGUCAACCAGGUCCAGUGGAUCACGAUUGAGCUCUACCCGGGCAACAUGGUGGUGCCUGUCGGGGUCCAGGACGAGGCAUCGACGGGUGGUAUGCUGGUCUUCGUGCCGCCGGCGUCCUACGUGGUGAUAGUCAACGAGGAGCCCGCCGACGUCCCGGGGUACAACGCCUUGCCGUGCCGUAGCUGGCCGGAGGCGGACCGCGUGGCGGGCCGCUGGAUCUGCAAGCUGGAGGACGAGGUCCCCUUUGCGGACACCCCGUACCGCGUGCGGUUCCGGGUGCAGAACCCGGCCCAGCCGGGCGCGGCGCUGUCCUGGCGGGUGGAGCUGUGGCAGCAGGGCGACACCAGGCCGCUGGCCGUCACGCGGCAGAUCCGCGGGGUGCCCGUCUCGGGGACCAUGGACGCCGCGCUCGCCCCGUCCAAUCAGCUGCUGGGCGCCAGCAACGUCAUCAAGUUUGACUUCACCCCCUCUCAGGACAUCGGCGAUUACACCGGGACUCGCCUGGAGGUCGUGGCGCCCGAGGGUUUCUUGAUCAAGAAGACGCCCCAGAACUUCGAGCUCAUCGACAUCCCAGACUGCACCGUACUGGGAUCGGACUCUAACUCCUUCUCGCUGACUUUCACGGAGAGCAACGUGAUCAGGGCUGGCGACCAGUACAUCUUUGCACUCGAGGUGACAAAUGCCGAGACCGUCGUGGCAGACGACCUGAACUACUGGAAAUUCGAGACGGUGCGCCCAAAUGGCUUCGGAAGGGACACGGCCCGCUACGCGGGCUUCGACAUGUACCCCGUCGAGUUCUUGUCUUUCAAGGUUGUACCGGUGUCCAGCUAUGCGGGCCCGCAGUACGUGGUCGUCAAGUUCAGGUCUCCGACGACCAUUCCUGCUCUGGACUACAUUCGAGUGCGAGCCCCUGCCGGAGUAAGCUGGUAUACGACGGACCUCGAUUUCGAGACCGCUGCCGCCGCCACUGGCGCCCAGGACCUUGGGACCAAAUACCCAGUGGUCGGCUUCACCGCUACAAAUGAGCUUAGAUUUCAGCUGACCUCGACCGCGGUGGCCGAGCUCGAGUACGGGUUCCGAUGCAAAGUCGAGGUCCCCGAGGUCACGCCAGUCCCGAAUAGGUGGUGGAUCGAGCAAUAUAGGGGAACUGGCUCGGCGUCCACGGCGACAUGGAAAAACAUCGCUGCUAUGGGCGUCGACGGGUUUACGACUCAGGCGCUCAUCAAUGUCGUCAUUACCCCCUUCAGCGUCGUCAAGGAGAGCUGGAACAACCCCACCUACUUCGUAUCGAAGCAGCCACCGCCGUGGACGCUGGGGAGCUUCAGUUGGCCUCGGGCACCGAGGUCAUCCCCGCGGACCUCUUCGUGA
This is a messenger RNA of Prorocentrum cordatum, 2508 nucleotides long. NCBI's taxonomy places the organism in Eukaryota, Dinophyceae, Prorocentrales, Prorocentraceae. The record is from the annotation of a GenBank genome assembly.